Molecule: messenger RNA, 1450 nt
Organism: Solanum tuberosum (potato)
Lineage: Eukaryota; Viridiplantae; Streptophyta; Magnoliopsida; Solanales; Solanaceae
Product: eukaryotic initiation factor 4A-8
Exons: 4
Coding region: 16-1266 (416 amino acids)
Molecular function (GO): RNA helicase activity; ATP binding; nucleic acid binding
Source: RefSeq, a predicted model, not a curated record
UACGCAUAAAGGUACAUGGCAGUCAUGGCACGCUUGGCAACAGAUGGAGCUCAAUUUGAUGCUCGACAAUUCGAUUCUAAGAUGAAUGAUUUACUUGCCGCUGAGGGAAAAGAUUUCUUUACUUCAUAUGACGAGGUUUAUGACAGUUUCGAUGCUAUGGGUCUGCAAGAAAAUCUUCUCAGGGGCAUUUAUGCUUAUGGUUUUGAGAAACCAUCUGCCAUUCAGCAAAGGGGUAUUGUACCAUUUUGCAAGGGACUUGAUGUAAUUCAACAAGCUCAAUCUGGCACAGGGAAGACAGCUACUUUUUGCUCUGGAAUUUUGCAGCAACUUGAUUAUGGUUUAAUUCAAUGCCAAUCAUUGGUGUUGGCACCUACUCGGGAACUUGCACAGCAGAUUGAGAAGGUAAUGCGAGCACUUGGUGACUAUCUUGGGGUUAAGGUCCAUGCUUGUGUAGGUGGAACUAGUGUCAGGGAGGAUCAACGUAUUCUCGCAGCUGGUGUUCAUGUUGUUGUUGGCACCCCUGGACGUGUGUUUGACAUGUUGCGAAGACAGUCCCUCCGUCCUGAUUGCCUCAGAAUGUUUGUGCUAGACGAGGCUGAUGAAAUGCUGUCACGAGGUUUUAAGGAUCAGAUAUAUGAUAUUUUCCAAAUGCUGCCUACCAAAGUUCAAGUAGGAGUGUUUUCUGCGACCAUGCCACCAGAAGCCCUUGACAUCACAAGAAAGUUCAUGAAUAAGCCUGUGAGAAUCCUGGUUAAACGCGAUGAAUUGACACUCGAGGGUAUCAAACAGUUCUAUGUCAAUGUUGAUAAGGAGGAAUGGAAGCUUGAGACGCUCUGUGAUCUAUACGAGACACUUGCCAUCACUCAGAGCGUUAUCUUUGUGAACACUAGGCGCAAGGUCGAUUGGUUAACGGACAAAAUGAGAAGCCGUGACCACACGGUUUCAGCUACACAUGGAGAUAUGGACCAGAACACUAGAGACAUAAUCAUGCGUGAGUUUCGUUCUGGUUCUUCCCGUGUCCUUAUCACAACUGAUCUGUUGGCCCGUGGUAUCGAUGUACAACAAGUAUCCCUUGUUAUCAACUAUGAUCUCCCAACUCAGCCGGAGAAUUAUCUCCAUCGUAUUGGAAGAAGUGGAAGGUUUGGAAGGAAAGGAGUUGCAAUCAACUUUGUGACAACAGACGACGAAAGAAUGUUGUUUGAUAUUCAAAAAUUCUACAAUGUGGUCAUCGAAGAACUCCCUUCAAAUGUUGCUGACCUCCUCUGAAAACUUCAUCUUUAUAAGGUGAGUAAGAAGAUAAUUUUCCAAGCUUAUAGUAUAGAAAUCAUUUUAAACUACCAUUAUUAUCUAGCAUCGAAAACGCACCCGUGGCAUUAAUGUUGCUAAGAAUUUUGCAGUCAGUAUGUAGUAAGGUCUUGGUUUUAUUUCAUUUCCAAAUUCUUAUACUUCU